AGUGUCCACGAUGAAUCAUCAGCAUCAUUCUCCUUGAUGCUGUACACUCUAGCAGGCGGGGGCACACUUUGUGGUGUUGCUGCCCUAGUGCUGCUGAUCGUCUCUACAUCAACUGAUUUCUGGAUGCAAUAUCGCUACUCUGGAAGUUCAGCCAAUCAGGGCCUCUGGAGGUUUUGCAUCAAUCACAAGUGCCAUGCUCACACUGUCACUGUGGCAUUCUGGGAUGCAACACGAGCCUUCAUGCUGCUGUCUGUUCUGAGCUGCUUUGCUGGGGUACUGCUUGGCCUCAGCGCCUUCGCUAAUGGAACCAGCAGACGAGUGAGGACCGGAGGAAUUGCACUGAUACUGUCUGGGUUCCUUGCUUUGUUAGCUCUGUCCAUAUAUACAGGGGUCACUGUUAAUUUUUUUGGCAAGCGAUUCCUUGACUGGCGCUUCUCCUGGUCCUACAUUUUGGCCUGGGUGGGCAUCAUCUUGGCCUUUGCUGCUGGGGUGUUCCAGAUGUGUGCUUAUCAGAAGAAUGCCACUGAGCCACCUCCUCCCAACAUUGCAGACAGCUAA
Messenger RNA from Conger conger (European conger), 558 nucleotides. RefSeq names its product lens intrinsic membrane protein 2.2 (gene lim2.2). Gene Ontology annotation, cellular component: plasma membrane. NCBI's taxonomy places the organism in Eukaryota, Metazoa, Chordata, Actinopteri, Anguilliformes, Congridae. The transcript has 5 exons. The coding region runs from base 37 to 558 and encodes 173 amino acids. Gene Ontology annotation, molecular function: structural constituent of eye lens. The record is from RefSeq and is a predicted model, not a curated record.